AUGGUUGAUAGAAUUUUGAAAAUAAAAGAGCCAGUUUUAUUUACAUUAGCCAUUAUUAAUAAUGAUCUUAACACAAUCACAUUUGAUGAGUGGAAUGUCUUGAAAGUGCUUUGUCAAUUAUUAAAAAUUUUCUAUGAUGUAACUAAUGAAAUAAGUUCAGAGAAUUAUGUAUCUAUAUCAAAAGUUACGAUAUUUUCAAGGGCAAUUGUGAACUAUGUAUCAGGGUACACUAAUAACCGUACAAUGCCAACUGAAAUUUGUUCAGUGGCAAAAAUUCUAUCAGAGAAAUUGCAUUCAAGAUUUGACCAGCUCGAAACUUAUGAAGUUGUGAUGCAAUCGAUAUUAUUAGAUCCACGCUUCAAAAAACAAGGGUUUCCAAAUAAUGACAAGUACCAAUCGGCAUAUCAAUCGUUGUCAAGGAAAGUGCAAAAUUUACCUAUCGGACAAGAUGCUCAAGAACCAGGAACAACAGUAGGUAUUGGUCCACUUUCAGGACCGGAGACUAUUUGGAAGGAUUUUGAUACCAGAGUUACUGCAGUAAGUGGUGGUUCGAAUGUGACAGUAGCUGGUAUCAGAGGCGUACCCAGGAUUUUUUUAUUGGGGGGGGGGUCCAAAAUUUUUAUUUUAUCUGUUCUCUAA
Molecule: messenger RNA, 639 nt
Organism: Macrosiphum euphorbiae (potato aphid)
Lineage: Eukaryota; Metazoa; Arthropoda; Insecta; Hemiptera; Aphididae
Source: the annotation of a GenBank genome assembly